CUUCCGGCUCCCCCCAGGUCCCCAAGCUUUACUUUUGUGGGGCACGACGAGGAAGUCCGCGGCCCCAAACAAUAACUAUUACAUCCAUUUUACAGGGCUUAGCCAGUUCCUGACCAACAGCUGGAACUCAAAAACAGUUUGCUAAGUGAGCAAAUGAAAGAAUCAAUCCGCUUCUCUUCAGUGCUGCACAGCACAGCAGAUAUCCCAGCUCAGAUAUGGGUUAAAAGACCACAGGCCUACCUGGAGGGCUCAGCUCUCUUAAUUCCUGGGAGACCCUGCACAUGCCAGGAUGUAUUGUGGAGUAGUUGCAUUUAGAAGAUGGGGAGGAAGUCCCAAACACUAAGUAAUCCAGGCUUGGGUUGGAAAACAAGGUUGAAGUUACUCAUUAGCAGGUGAAAGGGUCAAGGGUCGAGGCAAGGGGGCUGGAAGCAGAGUGGACUGAGCAGCCAGUGGGGGAGAGCAGUUAAGGCACCAGCCACUCCACACAGACCCCCAGCUCCCUCCUGCCUCAAGAUGUUCCACCAAAUUUGGGCAGCUCUACUCUACCUCUAUGGCAUUCUCCUUAACUCCAUCUACCAGUGCCCUGAGCACAGUCAGCUGACAACUGAAGGAGUAGAUGGGAAAGAGUUCCCAGAGCCCCACCUGGGCCAGUGGUACUUUAUCGCAGGGGCAGCUCCCACCAAGGAGGAAUUGGCGACUUUUGACCCUGUGGACAACAUUGUCUUCAACAUGGCCGUGGGCUCUGCUCCCAUGCAGCUCCAGCUUCGAGCUACCAUCCGCAUGAAAAAUGGGCUCUGUGCGCCCCGGAAAUGGACCUACCACCUGUCUGAGGGGAGCACAGAUCUCAGAACCGAAGGCCGCCCUGACAUGAAGACCAAGCUCUUCUCCAGCGCAUGCCCAGGCGGAAUCAUGCUAAAAGAGACAGGCCAGGGUUACCAGCGCUUCCUCCUCUACAAUCGCUCACCACACCCUCCCGAGAAGUGUGUGGAGGAAUUCCAGUCCCUGACCUCCUGCCUCAACUUUAAGGCCUUCUUACUGACUCCCAGGAAUCAAGAGACCUGUGAGCUGUCCAGUAACUGACCCAUGGCUUCAUCUGUACCCCCCAGAUGGAUACAGUGGGAACUGAGUUUGUGGUGGGGGGAGAAGCUGGAGACUCUUAACUCCCUUUCAAGAAUAAUAAAGAUGACUUU
This is a messenger RNA of Kogia breviceps (pygmy sperm whale), 1190 nucleotides long. The record is from RefSeq and is a predicted model, not a curated record. NCBI's taxonomy places the organism in Eukaryota, Metazoa, Chordata, Mammalia, Artiodactyla, Physeteridae.